CAAAAUUUUGUCAUGAAUAUUAAAAAAAGUUUUGGAUAUUUUUGAGGUUUACCGUUUACGGUAUCAGGUUUACUACCUCGACUUACUUUACUUUCCGUCCAGUCUUUCGGCCACUGCAGUUCGUUGCAUGAUUUAGAACAAGGUUUUUUUCACAAUCGAAGAUGGCCACGGAACUAGCAACAGAACGGCUGAAAAGUGAGCUGAACGUGUUUGGUAUUGAAUUUCAAUCCGACAGCGUUCUGGAACAACUGCACACUUUCGGAAUUGUCAGCGCUUUGGAUACUGACGAUCUGGUUAAUUCGUUCCUGGCAUUCCACCAACAAAGCAAGGCGAGAAGCAAGGAGAAGAUUGUUACAGCCCAAGAUGUCAGUCGCUUCGAGAAACAGUCUGCCCUGCGAGCGAAAGAGGAAAUUGACAAGGAUCCUGAUCCUGGUAUGCAGCCUGAGUUUCUCACUCCGCAGAAGAAUUCCGCUUCUGCCAAAUCGUCCACGGUUUUCAAAACGCCAACUAGCGCUCAUCGACCAACAAAGUCCACAGCAGCGUCGAACAAAAAACCGCAUGGUAGUGCUGGUGCUGGCGGGAAUGGACAACGUUUUAAUGGCGUAGGUUCUCCGCGGCUGGAUGCGUACAUGACAGAUCGGAUAAGCAAUAUCAAGCCAGAUGCAAAGGUAAAGCAACAGCCAUUUAACGAACGGAAUAAUCAGGGCGAAUUGGUGGCUUCGCAUGGAUUUCUACCGGAUGGGUACACCUGGCAGAAUCUUCCUCGAGCUACGUCCACUGUGAAAAUUUCCAUCCAAGAUCCAUCGUCGUACUUAACCGAGCAAUACCCAUUGAUGUUUGUCAAGUAUCACGACGUAGCAGUGACACUGAGCAGUAGUCUGGAAGAAUUGUGCGAAGAAAUGGCACGACAGUACAACAUCCCUAAAUUCUCUGCGCCUAAUGUCAUCGGCGAAACGUGCUACACCUGCGGCCGAAUAUUACCAAAUCCCGAUGGAUUGAAUGCAGAUAAUCUGUGGUUUCAGACAUCUGGACAGUUUGGAGCCGCCAUGUGCCGAUUAGAUAUUGGCAUGGUGAAAAACUGCGCCUUAUUUCCGGGACAGGUUAUCGUAGCCAAGGGAAUUUCCAACGGAAAAGUCUUCUCCGCAUCGGAAAUUUUUACGGGCGCACCUCCGAGGCAAGUUGAGCUGGCUUUACCAGAGAAAGACACGCUGCACAUUUUAGCGGCUUGUGGACCGUAUAAUUUGGCUGGCGAAAGCCAACCGGAGCCUUUGAAGGAUUUUAUUGGAUAUAUUAUCGACACCAAGCCAGAUCUGGUUAUAUUCAUGGGACCAUUUGUUGAUGAAACAUUGGCACGCAAUGAGGAAUUCAUGAACGAAACAACGUUCGAAAACCAGUUCAAAUCUGUGAUGCAUUUUAUAUUUGCUCAGAUCCCCGAGAACCUUCAUAUUCCGAUUAUCGUUGUUCCAAGCGCUGGUCAACUUGUGGGAAUGCCCGUCUAUCCUGUAGCAAGAUUUACUAUGGCCGAUUGUGUGGAAAACGCUGUCGCUUUCGCUAAAUCCGAUGUUACUCGUCUAGUAACCUUUAUACCGGAGCCGGCUCUCCUCAAUAUUAAUGGAGUAAUUGUUGGCCUGACAUCCACGGAUAUUUUGUCGCAUCUUAAUCAGCACGAACUGCGAUGGCGAUGCAAUGGACAAUUGGCCGACACUGCCGGACAUAUGUUGCUUCAGCAGAGCUUCUAUCCUUUAUAUCCGUCUAUGAUUCCUUCCGAUACCAUUGCUCAGAAGAAGUUUGCAAAGAUCACUUAUCAACCACAUCUUCUAAUUGCUCCAUCGGAGCUACCGGCAUUUGCCAGAUUUGUUGCGGGUACUAUUUGUGUUAAUCCUGAGAAAUUAGGACAGACUGAUUCUGGAGGUUGUUUUACGCGAAUUUUUAUUCGAACUGCGGAUGAUUACCAUAGUGACGCUGCAGCCAGAAUUGCGGCAGAUGUAAUUAGGAUUUAAUUUGAUUGUUUGUUCCAGCCAAUCUUUUGUCGGUUUUUGCAAAGUUUUCUUUUUUUUAGUUUUUUUUACUGUAUUUUGCUGCAUAAUGCAUAUCUAGACAUCGGAAUUUCUGUUUUAACAACUACAGUAAAUGAAAGGGAUAGUAGCCGAGCUGCGCUGUUUUUUAUUGGCAACCGAAUAUGCAUUGGCAACUGUCUGAUAAGAACAAAGUUGACACAAACA
Paramacrobiotus metropolitanus is the source of this 2222-nucleotide messenger RNA. RefSeq names its product DNA polymerase alpha subunit B-like. The transcript has 4 exons. Lineage: Eukaryota; Metazoa; Tardigrada; Eutardigrada; Parachela; Macrobiotidae. The record is from RefSeq and is a predicted model, not a curated record. Gene Ontology annotation, biological process: DNA replication; DNA replication initiation. Bases 162 to 2000 code for a protein of 612 amino acids. Gene Ontology annotation, cellular component: alpha DNA polymerase:primase complex. Gene Ontology annotation, molecular function: DNA binding.